UGAGAUAUUAUAGGAAAGUAACGACAGAAAGCUCCACCAAUUAGAGGCAGGGAUGCCGAUCAGGUGACUAAUUCUUCGCCGCCAUCAUUGUUAGUGGCAGUGAAGCUUGUGUGGAGGGUGACAAGAAGCACCAGCGGAGCUUCGUGGAGUUCUGGUCCGGCUGUGAGUGAGUGUUGUCUGGAUAUUCAGCCAUGGUUCAGACGUGCUCAGCGUACGGCUGUAAGAACCGCUACCACAAAGACAAAGAGAUUUCUUUCCACAAGUUUCCUCUGGCCCGUCCAGAUAUCUGCUGUAAAUGGGUGGCUGCGAUGAGGAGAAACAACUUCAAGCCAACAAAGUACAGCAACAUCUGCUCCCAGCACUUCACCGAAGACUCCUUCAAGAGGGAGUGCAACAACCGUGUGCUGAAGGAGAGCGCUGUGCCGUCGCUGUUCACCUUCAACCUCAGCAUCAAGCAGUCAGAGUCCCUGGAGGAUCCCUUCCCAUCUGAGAACCUCUUCCCGCUUUCUCUGCCUCUGACCUCUGAACCAGCGGAGGAGGAGGAGCCUGAGAGCAACCCGCUUGACACCUGCAGCGUCGCGAUGACAACGACCUCAACGACGACGGCGGUCUCCUGCGACCACAACUACACGGUAGAGGACUCGGCGCAGCAGAAGAGGCGCAUCGAGCUGCUGGAGGAGCAGGUGGAACAUCUGAGGAAGAAGCUGAAGACGACGCAGCAGAAGUGUCGGCGGCAGGAGAGGCAGCUCAAGAGGCUGAAGACCGCCCGGGAGGCGGCACCCAGGAUGGCCCGUCAGUCGGCGCCGGAGCCGGGCUUCAGUGAAGGAUAUGUGAUUUUGCCGAAACACAUCUACCACAGUUUGAAAGGCAUGGAGUGAGGCGGAGUGGAGAAGUUUCAUCUGCUGCUGAACUGAAGGACACAAAUAUUCACACAUCUUUCUGUUUUUGUCUUUGUUUUCUAGAGCUCGGGCUGCACUUAAAUGACUUUUUAAAGCUUUAAGUUUUGGUUUGGUUUCAAGAGCCAACAGCUCUUCAUACUUGAUGCACACAGACUGAUGGUUCUUGUCACUCUGAGGAAAACAAAGCACAGUUAUGCCCCCCCCCCUCUCAGAAAAAAAAAAAGAAAACUGUUGAACUAUUCCUUUAAAGAGUGCUUUUUAUGUUCUGUCACAUAUACGAGGUGUUACCACGUAAGCUGAGGUGAGAUCGUCAUCUCUGGAUUUUCUGGAAUUUCUCUAGGAGGAUCAUCCCAGUGAGGAGAGCUGGGUCUGCAGCCACAACUGAGCAGUUUUCAUCUGAAGUGCCCACGGUGUCGAAGCUCAAAGGUGAGAGCCGAGGCCGUUAUGAACCAUGAUGUUCAGAGGCAUCUGAGGUAGAUCGUUAGGAGAAUCGAUCUGAGCCUUUAGGUUUUGAGUUUUGCAAAUGAAAGAGGAAAAAAAGUUGGUAAACCAAAUUCAUCAGGAAAAUAAACCCUUUUUUUGUACUCUUUGAUCUGUAUGAUGUCAUAGAGAGAUGAUAUCCUGAUAUGGUCCUGUUGGGCACAGAAGCAAUACCCAGCUAAUCAGAAAGAAAGACGGCUCAAAGUUGGAGAGGCUAAAACGCCUCAUUUCAGACAGAGGAUGAACUGAAAACCCGGUAUCAAAAAAAAGAGAUUAUUUUGAACUGUGACUCAUGCAAAGCUGCUCUGAGAGUUUAUGAAUUAAAAACACAAUGCUGGAAAUGUGCUGGAUAGAUCCCCAUUAAACAUUCUGCUGUUUAAUAUGGAAAUACAAUUUGACAGUAUGAAAUUAACUCACUUGAGCUUCUCUGCUUUUGUUUUCAGAGUUUUGUUUUUUACUUAAAGGCUGAUUGAAGUACAUUUGCUGCAAAAGCAGCUUUACAUUUUUCAGUGUUUCUUGAGAUGCAAAAACACUGCUUGUUACUGCUGAUGUGCAAUAAACUGAAGCCAUACGAGCAGCUUCUUUGGCUCUUUGUGCUUCCUUCACUGAGGAGGUCAUGUGACUGGUUUUGCAUGAAAUUAGCAGAAGUGAAGCUCGGCCGUUGUUGUGUCAUCACCAAUGAAAUUAAAGUGAAUAAAAGAAAAACCAGCAGAGAUCGUCUUCAUGUUCCCAUGAAAAUAUCAGAAAAUGAAACGGAUCCAAAUCUCCUCCUAGAUCCAGGGACUCGGUUCAUGUUUGGUGUGGAGGGAUUUUCCACCUUUGUAGAUGUUUGCAGUCAUUCCCAUGAUGGAAGACUACAAGAUCCAAACCCAGAAUGUGGUGUUCCUGAUGUUUGAAAGUCCUACUUUUUUUUUUCCAACAUGGAAGACUAUCUUUACAUUGUUACUGUGGGAGAUUUUAUUUUCUCCCCUGCCCCUGCUUAGCUCGGCGGGUCAGCCCAGCAGACAGCAGGAUUGUCCCGACAGCCGUCUUAAUGUCUUGCAGUACAAAAAAAUCAAACAUAGAAACUACAAAACAAACAAAUUCAAGCAUCCUUUUUAAUAAUUAGAAAGUGAUUUUGACCCAGAAUGGAUCAGCCUGGUGGGUAAAAUGGAAACCUUUCAUAUGCUCAAAUUUGUUUUGAGCAGUCACCUGUUCCACACUGAGAUACGAACCAUCAAAGUUUAGCAAAGAGUGUUAUUUUGAAGUUUUCUCCAGUGAAUCAGAUCUGCAAAUGUGUACACUUGUAGCUGGAAGCUCACACACAUGUCAAGGGUGUGAAUAUCAUGGACUUUUAAUGAUUUCUUUAAAUUGUUCAUUUUUCAGGCUGGAAUGAUCAUGCAGCAUACAUUGUUAAUGAUUAAAAAAAAACUUCAAUAAAUUGGAACCGCCAAUUAAAAUUUCAGCUAGAUUGGAUGAAAUUUCUGUGUCCACUAGGUGGCAACACAAGUGUGACCUAAUACUGCCACGUAGAUUUCUCCAGACUGGACAAUGUACAGCUGAGAUACACAAUAUCCUGUCUUGUGGCGAAUAUUCGAAAGUUGGCAUGCUGCCACGACCGCGCCCUUUAACAUAAACUCAAAAGCGUUGCAAUUUAACAUCACCAAAGAUCACACUCACUAAAGAUCAUGUUGCUCUGAUGAAAUCCCUGUAGAAAAAUAAAACCUGACAUUUUCUGUUGCCACUAGGUGGCGCUUUAACUAUUGCUGACAAUGGGCAUACCAGGGUGAGACUCUCAUCCUGCCUGUGAAGUUUGGGAGAGACUGGAAAACAUGUCUUUGAGUUACAUCAAUUUGGUGCCUUGUGGGGAAACAUUAAAAUUCACUGCGGCUUUUGACAAAAACUGACAGUUUUCAAAGCACCCAAAGACCAACUCCUUAAGCCUGUCCUGGACAAAUUUGAGGUUGCCUGAGUCAGCCACCUUGAAACUGUAGCCCAAAGUGAAGCCCAAAGGUUAAAACGUGACAUUUCAUCUGUUCCCACUAGGUGGUGCCGUCACUAUUUUAAAAUAUUACAAUUGAAAUGUGUUCAGGGGCAGAGCUUUAUCACAUCUGAGAAGUUUGGUCCAGGUUUGGAGCUCAGGCCCUGACCUAAACUUUUAAACUCAAUUAUUCUUUCUGAAUAUUUGAGCCAUUGUUUAUGGACAGAGAUGUUACACAAUUUUUUAAAGUGUAACUUUCCAGGUUUGUGACCCCAAAGAUUUAUAUUCAUACUCAAAAUUAUAUUGACUUAAAACUAAAACUCUUUCUGUAAUUUGAGUGAUGAUGCAUUCAAGCAAAAAAUAAAAUAAAGGUAACUUUUUUUGUUACAAUUAAGUAAUUAGCAUAAAAUUAUUAUGACUAAACUUAGACUUUCAAGACUGCUGAGUUUUAAAUUCCUAAAAUCAUUGGUCAGUACCAAUACAACAUUCAACUUUUAUUGUGUCCUAUAAUAAUAAUAAUAAUAAUAAUAAUAAUAAUAAUAAUAAUAAAAAC
Molecule: messenger RNA, 3892 nt
Organism: Maylandia zebra (zebra mbuna)
Lineage: Eukaryota; Metazoa; Chordata; Actinopteri; Cichliformes; Cichlidae
Gene: thap1
Product: THAP domain containing, apoptosis associated protein 1
Biological process (GO): regulation of transcription by RNA polymerase II
Cellular component (GO): nucleus
Molecular function (GO): RNA polymerase II cis-regulatory region sequence-specific DNA binding; DNA-binding transcription factor activity
Source: RefSeq, a predicted model, not a curated record